Messenger RNA from Actinia tenebrosa (Australian red waratah sea anemone), 881 nucleotides. RefSeq lists its product as uncharacterized. Lineage: Eukaryota; Metazoa; Cnidaria; Anthozoa; Actiniaria; Actiniidae. The record is from RefSeq and is a predicted model, not a curated record.
UGGCUAUUAUUAACGUGGAGUUGUGUUUUGACUUGAUGGUCAUAUUGUGAAGUGCUUGGUUCGAAUUUACCGACACCAAGGCUCGCGUUCGCGUCGUAUCGUUUCGUCUGUGGUCUUACAUGUCAUAUAACUAUUUCCAGUCGCGUAUAUUUAACGUGACCAUACCACGCUGCACGUCACAUCAGUAUGUUUAAGGGCUCGAGCAUAGACUGACCCGAAAAUACUGUUAUUUUGUUCAUCGCUCCACGGACAUGUAAAACGAUGGUUAACAGCGAUCGAGUUUUGGCCGAGGAUUUCAGUACUUUAGUACUUAUCUGUUGCUUGAUUAUUGUAGCCGUUGAAGGCCUUUCAAAUACAGAUUCCCCAGGCAAUUGCACAACACAGAACAGUCGAUGCUGCAAACUUGGUCUAAAAGCAGCCCGCCAUCACGCUAUUUCUCCAAUCUACACGUGCUACUAUGAGGCCCUCAUAGCUGGCUUAGAUCACCAGACAUCAGUAGCUUUUAGACUACGAGCUUCAAAAGGAAGACUUCGACAGAUAAAAAACAUUGCUAGAGCUACUGCCUUUCGCCGGCGACUUUCAUUCUGCUAUACCGGAAAACACAAGAAAUGCUUCGAGUCAUGCUGUCUUGCGAAGCGAAAAAAUAAUCAUUCAAAGUUAAAAAAUGCAAGCCACAAGCCGACUUCGACGACAACAAGAAGAACAACUUAGACUGGCAUGUCAACAAUUUGUAUCUUAAUCAAGAGGAUUAUCAUCAUAGCUGCGGAUAAAAGUCGCCAAACAAAAACAUAAUCUACAUUUGAGACUCAGUGUCUUUUGUAAAUUACCUGCCUUUGGCAAAUCUUCAAAUAAAUACAUAAAUAAAUAAACAAACAAACGAA